AUGAAAUUUGUUUUAAGCAGUUUAGCGGAGCAGGUAGUUUGUAUUUCAGGUUACCUCCAACAAGGAGCAACUAAAAUGGAAAUGAUGGAGACACUAAUUGGACAUUCAUCUUACGAUGUCAAUUAUAUGGGUACACACGAUGAAGGAAAAAAAAUAAAUCAAAAUAUGAAAGUUGCGACUGGACGAAGAUCUUACAAAUGUGAAAUUUGUUUUAAGCAGUUUACUACAGCCAGUCAUUUGAAACGACAUUUAAGAGUGCACACUGGAGACAAUCCGUACAAGUGUUCCAUUUGUUUUAAGCAGUGUACUGAUAGAAGUUAUCUUCAACAAGGAGAAACUAAAAUGGAAAUUAUGGAGACACUAAUUGGACCUUCAUCUUACGAUGGCAAUUAUAUGGGUACACACGAUGAAGGAAAAACAAUAAAUCAAAAUAUGAAAGUUGCGACUGGACGAUGA
Messenger RNA from Diabrotica virgifera virgifera (western corn rootworm), 456 nucleotides. RefSeq names its product zinc finger protein 468-like. Gene Ontology annotation, molecular function: RNA polymerase II cis-regulatory region sequence-specific DNA binding; DNA-binding transcription factor activity. Gene Ontology annotation, biological process: regulation of transcription by RNA polymerase II. Bases 1 to 456 code for a protein of 151 amino acids. The record is from RefSeq and is a predicted model, not a curated record. NCBI's taxonomy places the organism in Eukaryota, Metazoa, Arthropoda, Insecta, Coleoptera, Chrysomelidae. The transcript is spliced from 3 exons.